Molecule: messenger RNA, 1179 nt
Organism: Anopheles bellator
Lineage: Eukaryota; Metazoa; Arthropoda; Insecta; Diptera; Culicidae
Product: lipase 3-like
Exons: 3
Biological process (GO): lipid metabolic process
Molecular function (GO): hydrolase activity, acting on ester bonds
Source: RefSeq, a predicted model, not a curated record
AUGCUGCGAAACGAUGACUCUUUAUUUUAGCUCGCAGUCCAUCGCUUCGGUAUUCUAAUGGCCAACUUUACCGCCGACAUUAUCCUGCGCGAUGGCUACUUGCUCGAGCGGCACCAGGUUACCACGGCCGAUGGUUACAUUCUGACCAUGUUCCGCAUCCCUGGCAGUCCAGCCAAUCCUCCGCGAGUCGGUAAGCAUGUGGCAUUCCUGCAGCAUGGACUGCUUAGUUCGUCGGCCGACUACGUCAUCCUGGGACCGGGUCGUGCUCUCGCGUACCUGCUCGUUGACGCUGGAUACGACGUGUGGCUGGGUAACGCCCGUGGGAAUACCAAUUCGCGGCGGCACGUCUUCCAUGACCCCGACGGACGCAAUACGGCCUUCUGGGACUUUAGCUGGCAUGAGAUCGGAUAUUUCGAUCUACCGGCCAUGAUUGACUACGCGCUCGGGCACACCGGGCAAACGUCGCUGCAGUAUGCAGGCCAUUCGCAAGGCACUACGUCCUUCUUCGUGAUGGCUUCGCUGCGACCGGACUACAACAAGAAGAUCCGCUCGAUGCAAGCGCUGGCACCGGUCGCCUUCAUGAGCAACCUGCGGUCACCGUUCGUGCGUGCGUUCGCUCCCUUCGUCAACCAGCUCGAGUGGAUCAUGAACAUGUUGGGUGUGAACGAGUUCCUGCCCAGCAGCGAGAUGUUGACUCUCGGCGGACAGCGCCUCUGCCAGGACGAGUCACCCUUCCAGGAGGUAUGCGCCAACGUGCUGUUCCUGAUCGGUGGUUUCAACUCUCCGCAACUCAAUCGCUCGAUCAUUCCGGCCCUGCUGGAGAAUGCUCCUGCGGGUGCUUCGGUGAACCAGUUGGUGCACUACGGGCAAGGCUAUAACUCUGGCUUCUUCCGCCAGUACGACUUUGGGCUAACGCUGAACCUGAUCCGAUACGGUUCCAUCCGCCCGCCAGACUAUCCGCUGCACCGUGUGACCGCCCCGGUGGCGCUGCACUACAGCGAUAACGACUGGCUCGCCGGUGUGCCGGACGUGCGUGAGCUGCACUCCCAUCUGUCGAACUCGAUUGGACUGUUCCGGGUGUCCGAUCCGCGCUGGAACCAUCUGGACUUUGUCUGGGGCACCGACGCAAAUUCGUUCGUUUACGAGCGGGUGAUUAGCUUCAUGAAUCGGUACAAUUGA